AUGAUUCAACCUAAAGUCUUAACGCAGUUAUUGACUCAAUGUUAGAACGAAUUCAAGGUCUAAUCAAUUUUUGUUGCAGCCACAAUUGAUGGAUAAAUGAUAGCUUAAGUAGGUUAAACCUAACAUCAAUUACCUCAAUUUUCUACAUUGAGCAUAUUUUUCGAUGAUUGCAAAGAAAUUGGCAGCAUUUAAUUAUCUUAAAACAUUAAGUUGAAUUAUGUAUUUGUCGAAAUAGAAGAUUAAAGCAUUGUAUUAUCCAACUUUUAGAAUUUAUUUACUUUGGGAAUAGCAUCUUCUCAAAAUGUCGGCAUGUUGGUUUUGUAUAUGAAUAAAUUACAUCGUCAAUUAGAAAAGAUCAUUAACUGA
This is a messenger RNA of Paramecium tetraurelia, 366 nucleotides long. RefSeq lists its product as uncharacterized. NCBI's taxonomy places the organism in Eukaryota, Ciliophora, Oligohymenophorea, Peniculida, Parameciidae. The record is from RefSeq and is a predicted model, not a curated record. The transcript is spliced from 2 exons.